This is a messenger RNA of Encephalitozoon cuniculi GB-M1, 2517 nucleotides long. RefSeq lists its product as uncharacterized. The transcript has a single exon. Bases 1 to 2517 code for a protein of 838 amino acids. Lineage: Eukaryota; Fungi; Microsporidia; Unikaryonidae. The record is from RefSeq and is marked provisional.
AUGAAAAACAAUGAAUCUUGCAGGGACGAUGAUGACUUUUGGAAGAUCCUAAGCGAAAGUGAUGAUGAAUACGAGGAGGAGAUCGGGCUGAUAUUUAAGUCUAAGGCGGAGGACAGGGCUUCUGAAUCCAAAGCCUCGGAUGAGACUCCCAGGUUUGACGGUUUGGAUGGAGAUGCGGAGGAGGUGGACGAUGGGAGCUUGGCGAAAACGCCAUGUGAAAGGAUGGAUGCUCCUCGACAAAGUGAUGUAGGGGAAGAGAAGAAUGAGGCCAUCGGAGAAGAACAGAAGCAUAUGGAUUCACAGGAGACUUUCAGCGGGGGCGGGUUAGAAAGUGACAGGAAGGAUAUUGGGAUAGAAGAUGCUUUUAGUGAGGCUCGCAGGGCGAAGGAAGAAGCGGAUGUGCAUUCUCAAUCUAUAGCGGAGUCGGAUCCUAAAAUAUCCUCUGUGGACGAAAUGGAUUUUCUUUGGGAUGACGACGAGGAGUUUAUAGUAGGAGAGAUGGCUAGCAUGGAUUUGAAGGAGAAGGCACCUUCCCGCAGCUCGGAAGAUCCUGAGGCUCCAGCGGACUUGGAAAAGAUAUCUUGCACGGCACUAGAAGAUAGCUUAAGGAACGAGGGGAGUUCUAGAGUUGAUAUCGAAUCCAAAGGAUCUGGUUCCGAGGCUUCAGAUCCUACGUCUUCAUCGAAAUUGCAGGAUUCUAAGAUAGAUCUCAUGAAGCCCAAGCCACUGUCAAGAUUUAUGUGCGGAAGCCUAGUUACUGUCUUUAUGUCCCUACAGAAAAGAUUCAACAUACAGGGAGAGGCUAUUCAGAAUCACAUGAACGUUGCACAAUGGCACAGGCUCGAUUAUGUUAUUCCCGAGAUCAAGCCUUCUAAUUUCCUUGCAAGCCUUGCAAAUGAUAGAGAUGAUAGGUAUCAACAUGUCUACGAGUUGGUUCGGCUAAAAGCUCCAUGCAUUGACAGUAUUUCCCGCAUUGUUUCUGAGGAAAGGCCCGUCUAUUGCAGCAAAGAUAUCAACAGAUCUGUUAGUGCUGAGUGUAUGAAUAGACUUAUAGAGCUGUGCAUCGAAGACCCCGAUAAGGCCUUUGAGUAUGCCAUGGAAAAUGAGAUAUGGGAGCUUGGGACUUUGUCUUCAAGAUGGACAAAAGAUGUUGGGAAUAGGUUUUUGGAGAAGUUCUGCGACAGUUCCUAUGCCAAACUGAUAUCUUCGAUGCUUGGGCUUUCGACCAGCUCUUUUAGGUUUGACGGAGACUGGAAACGAUAUAUUAGAGAGGUUUUAAGUACCAAAAGUGCAGAUGUCAACAACGACUUUAUACUACAGGUUUUUAGUAAUAGCAUUCCCGAUGCAUUGUUUGUGGUGGUGUCGUCUUAUUUUCUUGAGAUUAUCGAUAUUAACAAAUAUCUGUGGAUGUUUAGCAAGAAUUUUGAAGCACUUAGAGUCCUGUGCUAUGUGGAGUAUAUGGGCAGGAACAUAAAGGAUCUCGACAUCCUCAAGUAUGAGUUUGUUUCUGUUGGGGUGGAAUUUGAUAGGCCAAAGGCAGAGGAGUAUUUCAAGACGAAUAGAAAGUAUUUUAGAAAGGAACUUGUGAGCAGGCUUGAGACUGUGCUUGACACGAAGUGGUCUUUUGGGCUUAAGAGCGUUUUUGAUUUUGGAAUUAAGAAGAUUCUCAACGUGGAUAGCCUCGAGGAUGAUCCUACUGAAGCUAGGCCUUCUGUUUCUGAAGAUAUUCCUGAGGAAAUCACUACUAGAGGGUGCCCUCCCAGAAAUGGCAGCAUGCCGAAUACUCCCAACUUUCGCCACAAGGAAAACAUUGUGGUAGCGGGUGAAGAAGAUGGCCCAUCUGAUAUGGAUACUAAGCCUGGAAAGAGCAUCUCACUCUCGAGUAAUAGCGAAGAGGGCAAGAGCCGAUCGAAACAAGAGACUGUGGGGAAAAGUAGUAUGUAUAAGCUUUCCCAAGAGGAGGUUCUACUGAAGCAUGACGAAAGAAAGCCGGAAGAGGAAAACAAGCAAAUAUCCGUUAGCAAUGCAUCCUGCGAAAUUAAGGAGCGGAGCGAUUUGCAUAUAGGGAUGAAGCCGUCAAAGAGUUUUGCAGAUUUUUUUGUAAGUGAUAAGAGAGAGCCUGAGACUAAGAGUGAGGAUGACACAAGCUUGUUUCUCUCCAGGUUUACUGAUAACGAAGAUCUUGAGCAGGAGAAUAAGGAAAAGGCUCCGAAGAAGGGAGGAUCGUUCUUUGGGUUCCUGAACGUGUUUAGAAAGGAGCCUGUUCAUAAAGCAAAGAUUGAUGCUGAUGACGACUUCCGGUAUGAUCCUGUGGAAAAGAAGUGGGUAGUCGGAUCCUCCGCUGAAGACAAGAAGGGAGACAGCCCGGUGCUAAAGCCGCGAACAAUACCAAAGCCGAAGGUUGGGGUGGGAAAGUCUGCCAAGGGAGAGCUGGAUACAAGUGUUACAUCCAUGUAUGCAAACAGGAAGAGUGUAGGAAACAGGAGCAUUCCCGGGGUCUUAGGUAAAAAGGAAUGA